Molecule: messenger RNA, 1578 nt
Organism: Astyanax mexicanus (Mexican tetra)
Lineage: Eukaryota; Metazoa; Chordata; Actinopteri; Characiformes; Acestrorhamphidae
Product: zinc finger protein 135
Exons: 2
Coding region: 242-1465 (407 amino acids)
Cellular component (GO): nucleus
Source: RefSeq, a predicted model, not a curated record
CUUCGGGGGUCUACAGCUGGAGUGUUUUUGGAGCUUUGUUCUCCCACACCGCUGGAGGAACAGGAUCAGCAGAACUACAGAAGAAAUUAAAGUAUUACAACUCUUCUCUUGAAAUAUACCACCGCCAACAACCAGGAAAAUUUACAAAGAUCAAUGGUAAACUGCUGAAAGAGGUGAAGCACAAGGCAUCCAUAAGAAUCUCCAGUACCUGCAAAAGUUGUUUGCUACAUCUCACAGAAAAAUGAAGCCAAUUCCAGGCAAGAAGACAUUUCACCACUCUGGAAAGGGUUUUACUCCAGAGAGUGAUCUCAAACAACACCAGCGCAUUCACACAGGAGAGAAACCGUAUCACUGCUCAGACUGUGGGAAGAGUUUUAGUCUAAUGGAUACACUCAAAAGACACCAGCGCUUUCAUUCAGGAGAAAAACCAUAUCACUGUUCAGACUGUGAGAAGAGUUUUAAUCAACUGAGUGAUCUUAAAAGACACCAGCACAUUCACACAGGAGAGAAACCGUAUCACUGCUCAGACUGUGGGAAAGGUUUUAAUCAACUGGGUAAUCUCAAAAUACACCAACGCAUUCACACAGGAGAGAAACCGUAUCAGUGCUCAGUGUGUGAAAAGUGUUUUACUGCACAGAGUUCUCUAAAAAGACACGAGAGCAUUCACACAGGAGAGAAACUGUAUCACUGCUCAGACUGUGGGCACAGCUUUAAUCGAAAGGGUCAUCUCAAAAGACACAGGUACUUUCAUACAGGAGAGAAACCAUAUCACUGCUCAGACUGUGGGAAAAGUUUUAAUCGACAGAGUACUCUCAAAAUGCAUCAUCACAUUCACACUGGGGUGAAACAGCAUCACUGCUCAGACUGUAAAAAGAGUUUUUAUCGACAGAGUCAUCUCAAAAGACACCAGCGCAUUCACACAGGAGUGAAACCCUAUCACUGCGCUGACUGUGGGCAGAGCUUUAAUCAUCAGAGUUCUUUCAAAGAACACCAGCACAUUCACACUGGGGUGAAACCGUAUCACUGCUCAGAAUGUGGGAUGAGCUUUAGUCGACUUGGUACUCUCAAAAUACACCAACGCAUUCACACAGGAGAGAAACCGUAUCAGUGCUCAGUGUGUGAAAAGUGUUUUACUGCACAGAGUGAUCUCAAAAAACAUGAGCGCAUUCACACAGGAGAGAAACCGUACCACUGCUUAGAAUGUGGGAGGAGCUUUAUUCAUCAGAAUUCUCUUAAAGAACACCAGAGGAUUCAUACUGGAGAAAAACCAUAUCACUGCACGGAAUGUGGGAAAAGCUUUAAUCGAAUGUAUACUCUCAAACUACACCAGCGCAUUCACACUGGAGAGAAACCGUAUUACUGCUCAGACUGUGAGAUGAGUUUCAGGUAUUUAAAAGAUUCAAAGCAGCACAAGUGCACUAGGAAUAACACUCCAUGUCCCAUCGCAGGUCCUAAAGUGGACUGAAGGUGCAAUUUAAGACAAACGGUCUUGUUAUUGGUUGGUUUACAAAUGUAUAUGAGAGUUAAUGAUUAAUAAUCUAUGAUCUAAUAAAAUGGAUUUUUUUUCCUUUGUCAUAA